AUGUCCGCCCAAACCCUAGCCACAACUCUGGAGGGUCAUGAAACCCCCGUCGAGAAGGCCUUGACCCCCUCGAAUGCUUCGCAUUGCACGUCGUCAGAGUCUCGUGGCGAUGCAGAUGCUGAGGCCCAAAAGACGGUCGGUGAUGAACCCGAGGACAAAUACCUUCAUGGCCUAAAGCUUGUCCUGGUAUUCAUCGGUUUAUCCUUGGCAGUUUUCAUCAUCAUCCUGGAUCAGACUAUCCUCGUCCCCGCCUUACCCAUCAUCGCUUCCUCAUUCCAUGACGUCAAUCAGAUUGGUUGGAUCAGCUCGUCCUACUUUGUCACUCAAUGCUCUUCCAUUCUCCUCUGGGGACAAGCCUUGGCUCAUUUUGACCAAAAAGUGCCACUCCUCAUCGCGAUUGCGAUCUUUGAGGUCGGCUCGUUGAUCGCUGCCGUGUCUCACAAUUUCGUCACUCUCAUCGUCGGAAGAUCCAUCGCCGGUCUAGGUGGAGCGGCCAUCAUGGUCGCGACCAUGAGUAUCUCUUCAGCCGUCAUUGAGCUCAAGAGACGACCAAUCUUUUUCGGGUUAUUCGGAAUCAUCUUUGUCAUUGGUUCAAGUCUAGGUCCAUUGAUAGGAGGAUCAUUGACGACCCAUGCCUCAUGGCGAUGGUGUUUCUGGAUCAAUCUUCCCGUCGGUGGGAUCUCUAUGGGCGUGAUUGCACUCGUUAUUCCCAAGCUCGAACGACCCGCUCUGGCCGAGAAACAGCCUUCAUUCGCCACUCGAGCGCUCCAACGAGCUUUCGGUGAUUCCAACCUCCUUCGAACGGAUGGAUUGAUCUCCAGGAUUGUAUCACUCGACUGGAUUGCGACUGCAAUUGUACUUGGUGGUAUUGUCAGUCUCACUUUGGCGUUGAUCGAAGGCGGAGCUCACGGUUGGUCCACUCAUACCGUCAUCAUUGGUUUCACCAUGUUUGGAGUCUGCCUCAUCCUUGUGAUCCUGUGGGAAGUUCUCGUCAUGAAAGAAGAUGGCAUGGUUCCGCUCCGAGUGACGAGAUUCAGAUCAGUCUGGGGAUCAUCAGGUGUUGCAUGUGCCCGGAUGAUGAGCGCUCUUUCCAUCUUCACGUACUUGCCAACUUUCCUCCAAGCGACACGACACGAAAGCUCAUUGAGAUCAGCCAUUCAAACUCUCCCAUACGCCAUCGGAAUGGCCAUGUUUGCCCUUAUUGGCGCUGUCAUCGUUCAAAAGUCAGGUCGUUUCAAGUGGGCUCUCCUCCUCGGAACAGCUGUCUGCUCUAUCGGAGGUGGUCUCUUGUACACUCUGGACGUGCACUCUUCCUACGCCAAGAUUGCCGGAUUCCAAAUCGUCGCGUGUCUCGGCGCAGGCCUUGUCAUGAUGAACGCCGUUCUGGCAGCUCAAGCUGAAAUGGAUGCCAAUGGGUUGAUCAAGGACAUUCCCCAAGCUACUGCCCUCGUGACCCUCUUUCAACUACUCGGUGGAAGUUUUGGUGGAUCCAUUGGCGGGGCCUUACUUUCUGGAGGUGUCAGACGAUACGCUUCGAGUCUGCCUCAUGACACUGUCGUUGCGCUGGCACAGUCUGUCGACAGUAUUUGGAUGCUAUCCGGUGAAGCUAGGACCAUCGCUGUUCAGGCUUAUGCCCGUGCUUCCAACGAUGUGUUCCUUGCGGGUGCCGCGGCCGGUGUCGUCGGGUUUCUGUUUGCUUUGAUCUGUAGGGAUAGAAACACUAUCACCUGUUCCCGAAGCUCAUCAACAGCCAAGACAACCAUCAUGGCCCCUGCUGCGCCUUCCUCCACAGAUGCCUCAGGCUACCCAGCUGAAAAGUACUUGCAGAAGAAGGGUCUGCUGGGAUUCGGAAAACCAGGCAAGGGACUCACCGUCUCACCGACCGACAAUGCCCUAUCACCCUGUAGUGCAAAGUUGAACGGGGCCAAGCAACGACAUUUUUCAAAGGGCAAGCCCACCAAUAUCUCCUCAUCCCUCUGCAAUGUCGCCGCUAUUCGAUCCGUCUCUUCAGCAUCUUACAUGUCCACAUCCUCUACCGCUUCGGAGAAACCCAGAGCCGACUUUUGAGACCUGGACAUCGAUCAGAGGGUGAGACAACAGAAUAGAUGAGACGUCAUCUGGUCCACGGUCCUCUCCACCUCGAUAUACCUCCCUCAAAAAGCCGCCACCUGAGCGACAGAUCGAACCCAAAGCCAGAAAACAAAACCAACAUCUGUACACGACCUCAUUUGUAUCCUCUUGUAAAAGCUCUACCAUUCACUUCUUAUCAUAGGUAUCAUGCAUGCGUUACCUAGCU
This is a messenger RNA of Kockovaella imperatae, 2296 nucleotides long. RefSeq names its product major facilitator superfamily domain-containing protein. The record is from RefSeq and is a predicted model, not a curated record. The transcript has 11 exons. NCBI's taxonomy places the organism in Eukaryota, Fungi, Basidiomycota, Tremellomycetes, Tremellales, Cuniculitremaceae. Gene Ontology annotation, molecular function: transmembrane transporter activity. Gene Ontology annotation, biological process: transmembrane transport. Bases 1 to 2067 code for a protein of 688 amino acids.